CGGAGGUUAGUCGCCUGCCAACAUCACGACGUGCCGCUCGUGCCUCGCGAUCGUUGGAUUUACACGCACUCGCUCUUCUCCCCCUACCACCCUCUCAUCGCGCUGUCAGCCUCGCUCGUCAUCGGUAUCCGAUUUGUCAUCGGUCUAGGCAUCGAUCGAGGCAUCGAACUCGAUCUUCCUGGCGUUUACCUUUCGGCGACGAGUCUCGCGAAUCGAAUCGCACGAGCCUCUCAUCGAACUGCGAUUUCAAAUUUGUCGGGGAACAACGCGCGUGUAUUUUUUUUUUUUACGUGUACACAACGACAAUACGGCGACGACCGCGCGCGUAUUUCGGGGAUGCGACAGUGCGCCAGGAAAGUGCUCCGAUCGACCUGUUAAAAUGUGGAUCGCGCGAUCGCGAUCGCGCACGAAGGACGAUUGACAGUGCGUGUAUAUAGUGACUUAUCCGCCGGAGGCUUCUCGACGCGUUUCUCGCUCGAGCGAACGCUUUGUUCUUCGGCGAUCGAUUGUGAAUCACUUGAAAUUGAAGUGACUGACCGCGGGCGUGAUGACGCGGGUGCGCGUUCACCCCCGGGACCAGUUUUCGCGAUUCGGCUGAGCGGUGCCACCUCUUCGACGAAGAGCGAUCCGUCGUCGUCGUCGUCGUCGUGAGGUUCCGCAAAGGUACCAGCUGCAACGAACUCGCGGACCGGACGUGACUGCACUGCGUGUUUGUCACCGUCAUUGCGGUAUAACGGCGCGUAAAAGUGCGCGCGAACGAACGGCCUGGAUCCGAAUUCCUUCGAGACGAAGAGGAUCGCAGUGCGAUUUCCCAGCGGCGAUUUGGAUGCGCGUCUGGAGUGCACGGCGCGGGAACGCGACUCUCGUCCUUCAGGAGGAGAUUCGCCGCCGUGUUCGGAAAGUGUAGUUACGAGAUCCUUGUUUCGAAAGGGAUGUAUGUCUGAGGAAAGGAGAGUGACACGAGUAUUUUGUGAUCAUCAUGAAGACAUUCUGGAUCGUGGUGGUCAUCCUACUCGAGAUACACUUGUACUUCACAGUGAGUCAGGCGAAGCAUCAGCAGAACUCAAGUGCCAAUAAUGAAAUCGCCCCAUUGAACGCGCCGGAGGGUAAAAAUGAAGAUGUUCUUGAAGGACCAAUUGGAGAGGUGCUUGCUCAAAGUGGUACCACGGCAAUUUUGCCAUGCAAAAUUACUGAUCCCGGAGCUGGAACGAUCACGUGGGUGAGACGGAGGGACAGACAGUUAUUAACAGUCGGUACUAGCACACACUCCAUUGACAAGAGAUUUGUCGUCAGGCACUCGAGCACCGAUUGGCAACUCACAAUACGCACCGUGACUGUAGAUGAUGCCGGCAUCUAUGAAUGUCAGGUGACGUCACAUCCGGUGCAGCGAAACUUCGCUCGUCUCAAGAUUACGGAGGCGUACUCGAUAAUACCGGGUGCGCCUGAUCUGCACGUGAAGCAAGGCUCGAGCCUCCGUUUGGAAUGCCAACUUAUGGCAGCCACGGAAAAGCCCCUUUACGUCUUCUGGUAUCGUCAGGGUCGUAUGAUAAAUUACGACGAGGAGCCCGGCGUCGAUGUCAAGCUCACAACGAGCGGCUCCAUUCUCACGGUGAACAAAACGAAACUUACGCACGACGGUAAUUACACGUGCGUACCUAGCAACGCCAAAGCGGCGUCCGUCAUGGUCCACGUGAUCGAAGAGGAGGAGAAGCCAGCGGCGAUGCACGGGGGCGACAGAAGGAACCUCAGCCCGGCAAUUUUGGCGAGCAACUUUCUCGUGUCCCUCCUAGCGGCCGUCAGCUGGAGGAUACCGAGUUUCACGAGCCUUUACCCAACGUGAAUUACCGCCGCCCCGGCGGCGUCCUCCGGUCCGCGUGUUCCCCGCGACCUGACGGCGGGCCCGGCGAGGAAACGAGUUCCCGAAGUCGUUGUUCCGCUGCCUGGUGUCGGCACGAGCCCUCGCGCUCAUUUUCGACUCGGGAAGAAACUUCGGUGCCGGGGAUGAUUGUGCGCGUGAUACCACGAACUCCACGGCGAUACCUCGGUUCACCUUACGUGUGUGUUGCUCUCUUUUGCGUAUACUAGAUAGACGCUCUUCGGGGUUGACAGCCGCGGUAAUCCGACUCGGGUGGUCCGACGCGGUGUCCUGUAGCUCAAGGACGCACAGAGUCGCCAGCGAGUCCGAGUUUGUUCCGAUACGGUGCGCCCACCUGUGAAGCUGUGUCUUCGAUCCUUCGCACCUUAUCUUCCAUCUCGGCCCCCGGUUCUCGCGCGAGUGCCGCGUUAAGUGCGCUUGCCGGGACGACUGUACUCCGUUUUGAAAUUGAGCUAGCGACUCACUGUAGGAUACAGUUUUACUCUUAAAUUCUCGCGUAAUUCUCUCUACGCGUUUCGUUGCGCGCGAAGUUACAGUCCAAGCCCCUUUCUGUCCGCAAUUACGAUGAGAAACAAGAUUACGGCGUGUAAAUACGAAUAAAAUUUCUCUUAUUGUACUCGGAGAUCCUUUUGUGAUGACAAAUCGUACAAAACAAUGAUAAUUCAAAAGGAAUUAUCGAAAACCGUGAAAGAUGAAUAAUUUUGACAUAACAAUACAAAAUCUCACCACGUGGACAUGAUAUGCCGCGAUAAAUUUCGUAUGAUGAAUUCGUUUCACGUAAAAUGUAUUUCUAUUUUAAAAAUUACGUUCUCUUUUCGCUUUAAACUGUGCAAUAUAAAUUUUCUCGCGUAAACAAAAUUACCAAUCGCUCCGGACGUAACCGCGUGGACCGCAAUGAGACCAGAGGAUUAUGGAACUAUGGUACUAAGGUACGUCGUAAGAGACGCAAAUUGGUGAAAAAAGCGUCGUGCGAGCGGAAAGGGAGAUCCGUUUUGUUUGGACAGGAAACUCAGUUUCUCGCAGGAAAUUCGUUUCCCGAUGGGAGCCCUUCCGCUCGAUAUGCGACUCAUUGAUAUCUUUCGGUGUGCGUGGUCGGUGAGUCGUUUUCUUCGUACGUGCAUUCUACAUAUAUACAUAUAUAAACGUAUAUAUUCGUUACGUACAGACAAAUGUACACGGCGAGAGCUCGAUUUAUCGUUCUUCCAAUUAAUCGCGGUACCGUUCAUAUUUUCGAAUCCCAAAGUGAUUUGUAUCGCUUAUCGUUUUGCAUUUAUUGAUUGCGCAUGUUUUUGUUUGGCCGAAACAUCCCUUUCGAUUGCGUUCGAUCGAGCUUUCGCCGUAUGUACGAUACGUUAUUGCAUAACGUAGAGGCUGCCGCGAAAAUUCUGUUUGUCGUGACCAGCAUUCGCGGCGGGGCCGCGUAAUAAUGACGAAUCGUCCUCUUCGAUUAAAUCGCGUACCGUGCCACCGUGAGGCCUCCUUUUAUUUUACAAAUCAAAUUGAACAAAUAAAUAAAUAAAUAAAUAAAUCUAACCCGAACGACGUUUCUACAGACAAAUAAAUACAGAUUUGAGUAAAAGAGAACGAAAAAAAAAAUCGUGAAUUUGACCGGUACGCGGUGUACAACGACAAAAGUAUACUUUCAAACGUGCGAAGGCUGUAAAUUCCGCCGUAAAGUAAUCUUGUUAUCUUUUGUCGGUGGCGGAGAGUUUAAGUAAAUCUCGUUUCGAACGCCCUCCCGGUGUACGUUUCUUCGAAAUCGCGACGAGAUAAGACAAGCAGAUUUCUCGCGACAACUUGAUUACGCGAACCUGAGGUGGAUGAGCGACGUUCUUUCCGCGCUGUAGAAGCCUUACCUCAAUUCCCGUCGACUUGCCCGCAGUGCCGUUCGUCGUCAUUGCGAGCGAGUUCUUUCUCGCGAGUUCUCCGAGCGGUGGGUAUACACUGAAGCAUUCUCGCUCUGUUUGUUCGCUCAGUGUAUACCUAUCUUUAAAUAAAUGAUAAAUGCAAACGUUCGUUCAACCGAACGAAUGUCCGAUGUGAACACAAAGGUGGAACGAGGGGAGAAGACGGCGAGCGCGCGAGCAUUUGCUCUCCGUUCGUUCGCCCGUUCUCUUUUCGUUUCUCUUCUAGUAUGUACCCACUUUCAUACGUCCUCAAGAUUGAUGAAUAAUCCAGCCUCGGAUGGCGCGCGUCGAGCCAGCGAUGCGAGCGAUCGGAUCUUUCGAGGCGCAAAAAAAAAUUGCGUUUCUUCAAUUAUUUUAUCGAAAGCGGAACUAAUACUUUAUUCCACUUGUUAUAUGUUAUUCCAUCAACGGUGGGGACUUUUUCCAUCGAGCGGAGCUCAGCUCCUCGUUUCAUUAAAAUAUCGAAGAUAACGCAAAUAAAGCGAAAACCCAGAGGACGAGACGUUUAAAAGACGCUUAAAAGACAUCUUCUGAAUUCUUUUAUGUCCUUUAGAUCCUCUUCCUUCGGGCACUUAGCGCCACAGAUUUUCAAGUGUAAAAUAAUGGAGGCAAAGGAAGGAAGAGGGUGGCGAAGGAGUGUACUUCGGAAGGAAUCUCGCGUUUCCGCGGCUAUACCGAUUGUUUCGCUCCGCGAGAGCUCGAUCUCGCGGCCUUUCUGCGAUGAGGAAAUGCGAUGGGCGAUCACGGUCUUUAAAACCAUACAUCGAGUUUUAUGCGCGGCACGCACGAUACGUGGCGAUGCGGCCGCGGACUCGCGCUCAUCAACAUUAUUUAUCUGAAUACGUGGAAUCAAUGUAAAUACUAAACAUUCUAACUACGCAUUCAAUAAAACAUUAAUCGUGACUAUACGUAUGUAAUAAAUUCAUUCUCCAAAUCUUGGAAAGUAUCCCCAUUCAUUAUUUUAAUUAAUUCGAAGCUACUUCGACGUGUGCGAAUUUUUGUUAGCAGGCAUCGUGCGAUCUUUUAGAGUACAUAGUGUAAAAACGUUUGUGUAAGUAAUAAUAAGAUAUAUAUAAAAGUUUG
Solenopsis invicta (red fire ant) is the source of this 4866-nucleotide messenger RNA. Its product is annotated as limbic system-associated membrane protein. NCBI's taxonomy places the organism in Eukaryota, Metazoa, Arthropoda, Insecta, Hymenoptera, Formicidae. Gene Ontology annotation, biological process: synapse organization. The transcript has 6 exons. The coding region runs from base 980 to 1840 and encodes 286 amino acids. The record is from RefSeq and is a predicted model, not a curated record. Gene Ontology annotation, cellular component: neuron projection membrane.